AUGCACGAAGCUGCUGACAGAACCGAGUUCCGCAGUAAUGAUUCAGGCCCCCAUUUCCACACGAAAUAUUCACAGUGCCAGAGGUUUGCAUCCAAAAAGGAGACAGAGGAGGCCUCAGCCUUCAGUCAAGCAUCCUCAACAAGGGCCCCCACGCUGUCCCCGGUAUCUCCAGCCAGUACCAAUGGUACCGUGCCACUCGGAUUCUUUCAUGUUCACAUGAAAUUCUCUCUUGUCUAUAAAAUGGAGAGAGCACCUGAUUGCUAUGAUGCAAGGAGGCUUCUUGAACACUGGUUUAAUAUCAUAUUUACCGGAGAAGGAUUUGUUGUGACAAAUUUGAAAGUCAGGGAUAAUUAUCCACACCACGGCGCCUAUAAGAGGACUCAUGGGAAGGUAAAGCAGAUAUCACAAAGCUUUGUCUGUAAGGCCACUGUAAAGACCACAUCCCUGGAAAUACCAGAAGUCCUGAGUCUCAAGAUCAAAGAGCUGUUGAAUGACACUUACAAAGAGGGACCAUUUUCCCUGUAUGUGAAACCUGAGGAUGUGGCUGUGAAGUCCAUAGCGCUAGUGGGUUGUCCAGAAAGCUUUUUCCUCACGAGGUACAAUGGGAAUUAUUCCUGGCCUGUAACAAGUCCAGCUUCUGAGACAGAGGUCACCUGCAGGAAAAACCCUCCGCGAUCUGCUCAGAGGAGCUGUGAAAUUAGCAUUGAACUUGAGCAAGCUUUUUGGAAGAAACCAAAUGUGACUAAAUGCAAAUUACUGGAAAAACUUCCAAAUAAUAUCCUAGACCUCCAAGAUAUCAAGCUAACAGAAGAGAAUGCACAAGAUGUUGUACAGUAUAUUUUAUACCUCUUGCCUGAUGCAACACUGUGUGAAGAAGAGCUAGAAAUCGUUGCAAGUAAAAUUUCUGAUAUUGUAGAGCUUGCAGAUGUGAGUGUGACACUUGCAGAGAGUGUAUUGUCUAUACUAGACUAUAUUCUGCUGCGAGAAAUAGAAGAUGAGAACUUUAGGAAAAUAACCAAUUGUAUCCUGAAGAUGACUGAGGAGAUGGGCUAUAAGGUUACCCACACAGAGAGAAAUAUGUCAGUCAUAACCACGUCCUUGGCCCUCUUGGUGCUGCGUCCAGAUCCCAGCCUGUUUGGAGGACUGGCCUUUGGCAUUGCCUCUUAUGACAGAGGUGUGGAUCUCAAGAUCAGUGUACAAGAAAACCCUUUCAGAAAGUCUUUGGCCUCUGUGUUUUUGCCAAAAUCCCUGAAGAACUUCCUAGGCAUCGAGUACUCUGACCCAGACAAGCGUUCAAAGAUCCAGUUCAAGUUUUUUGGCACUACUUCACUUUUUCUGGAUGACAGUUUAACGAUGGAGAGGUUGAACACUUAUGUUGUGAGUGCCAGCAUUGAAAAUACAUCAAUUCAGAACCUUAACGAGCCUGUGACUGUCACUCUCCAGCACAUAGACCAGAACAGGGCACUGCGUGGACCCAAUGAGAUUAGACACGGGAAUUGGUCUAAGGUGAACGAUUUGUCAGAUUUGCUGCUGUCCUUUAAAGACUAUGAGGGCAAUGCAGCAGUGCACUGCGUCUUCUGGGACUUUGGGAAAAACAAUGGACUGGGUGGUUGGAAUACAUCAGGGUGUGAAAUGGAAUAUACAGAUAUGAAUUAUACAAUCUGUUUCUGUAACCAUCUUACCCAUUUUGGAGUCCUACUGGACUUGGCCCGGACAGAAAUAGAUGUCACACAUGAUCAUAUAUUAACUCUGAUAAGCUAUGCAGGAUGUGGUGCUUCUUCCCUUUUUUUGGGAAUAACGCUCAUGACAUACCUAACUCUUGAGAAGGUGCGGAGAGACAACCCCUCAAAAAUUCUGCUCAACCUUUGUGCUGCGCUGCUGAUGCUGAACAUUGUCUUCCUCACCAAUUCCUGGCUGACCUCAUUCAACCAGCCAGGCCUCUGCAUCAUUGUGGCCACGCUCCUCCACUAUUUCCUUCUUGCAGCAUUCACGUGGAUGUGCCUGGAGUCUGUUCACUUUUAUUUGGCUCUUGUCAAAGUUUUCAAUGUAUAUGUCCCAAAGUACAUCCUAAAAUGCUGCAUUGCUGGCUGGGGAAUACCAGCUACUGUAAUUACUCUUGUGCUCAUUAUAAAUAAGGACUUCUAUGGCAAUGGGUCACUCUCCAAGAGCCAUCCUUACAGCAAUUUUUGCUGGAUCCAGGACAACACAGUGUUUUACAUCUCUGUUGUGGCCUAUUUCUUCUUAAUAUUUUUGAUGAAUACAUCUAUGUUCAUCACUGUUCUCCUUCAAAUCCACUCUGUGAAAGCAAGGACACAAAAGACAUCCAGAUUCUGGAAACGGGGUGCUCUCCAGGACCUCAAAAGUGCUUUCAGCCUGAUGUUUCUUUUGGGCUUAACUUGGGGCUUUGCCUUUUUUGCCUGGGGAACAGUGAGGAUAUUUUUCUUGUAUCUCUUCAGCAUAUUCAACACCUUGCAAGGGUUCUUUAUCUUUGUGUUUCACUGCCUAAUGAAGGAUGAAGUAGUGAAGCAGUGCCGAGUGCACUUCUGCUGGGGAAGAUUUCGUCUGAGUAGUUGUUCUGCUGAAGUCCAUUGCAACCCCAGUGCUGUAUCUCCAGAAGAUGAUGAAACCAACCAACCUUUUUCACAAAGAAUACUAUCCAUGGAUACAGGGUUGCACUAUCCACAGAAAGUAGGAUUUUUACACUGA
This is a messenger RNA of Motacilla alba alba, 2706 nucleotides long. RefSeq names its product adhesion G protein-coupled receptor G4 (gene ADGRG4). The coding region runs from base 1 to 2706 and encodes 901 amino acids. Gene Ontology annotation, biological process: adenylate cyclase-activating G protein-coupled receptor signaling pathway; cell surface receptor signaling pathway. Gene Ontology annotation, molecular function: G protein-coupled receptor activity. Lineage: Eukaryota; Metazoa; Chordata; Aves; Passeriformes; Motacillidae. Gene Ontology annotation, cellular component: membrane. The record is from RefSeq and is a predicted model, not a curated record. The transcript has 23 exons.